CAUUCUCCAGUGCGAUUUGAAUGAAGUACCCCAAAGUAAAGGCCCUCUCCAGUGUUCCCGUCCACAGGCCUGGACAAGAUGCCAAAGCAGGAAAAUGGCCAAAGGGAAGAUUCUCUCAUCCAGAAUGACCUCAGUGAAUCAUUUGAAGAAGAAGUCAGGGCCUUCCUCGGUGAUGAAGAGAAGCUGCAUCUUUUUGAUGACCUCACCAAGGUGAACCCGGUGACAACCAGGACAGUUCUGAAAUGUCUUCAAGCAAGAUACAGAGUCAACCUGUUCUACACAAAUGCUGGCUGCAGCCUGGUGGCUUUAAAUCCUUUCCAGCCUUUCUCCUGCCUCUACUCACCUGAGCUGAUGAGGGAGUACCACGUUGCACUUUGUCCUCAGGAUUUAAAACCUCACAUCUUUGCAGUGGCUGAGCAAACCUACAGGAAUGUCCAAAAGCAGAUGGACCCCGUGAACCAGUCCAUCAUUGUGAGUGGAGAAAGUGGUGCUGGGAAGACCUGGACCUCUCGCUGCCUUAUGAAGUUCUAUGCCUCUGUGGCUGCCUCAGUUAUCUCCCCAAAAGGCAAUGAAACUGUGGAGAGGAUAGAGAGGAGAGUGCUGGAUUCCAACCCUGUCAUGGAAGCAUUUGGGAAUGCCUGCACCCUGAGGAACAGCAACAGCAGCAGGUUUGGGAAAUACAUCCAGCUCCAGCUGGACAGAUUCCAUCAUCUGACUGGUGCUUCCAUCCAGACUUUCCUUCUGGAGAAAACAAGAGUUGCCUAUCAGGCUCCCAAUGAAAGAAACUUCCAUAUUUUUUAUCAGAUCACAAAAGGUGCUACAGCAGAGGAGAGGCUGGAGUGGAACCUUCCAGAAGGGGCUGAGUACCGCUGGCUGCCAAAUUCUGAAAGAAACUUAGAUGAGGACUGCUUCGAGGUGACCAGAGGGGCAAUGUUCCACCUGGGCAUCGGCCGUGCCACGCAGAGCAAUAUUUUCAAGGUGUUAUCAGGCCUCCUGCACCUCGGCAACGUUCAGUUCUCCAAUCCACUGGAUGAGUCUCAGCCUUGUGAACUGGAGGACAAAACCAAAGAGUUUGUGAGGACCACGGGGGAGCUGCUCCAGAUUCCCACUGAGGAACUCCUGGAAUGUUUAAGGAUCAGAACAAUCACUGCUGGGAAACAGCAGCAGGUGUUCAGGAAGCCAUGCUCCAGAGCUGAGUGUGAGAGCAGGAGGGACUGCCUGGCCAAAGUCAUCUAUGCCAGGUUGUUUGAGUGGCUGGUGUUGGUCAUAAAUGAAAACAUCUACACAGAGCCCUCAGUGUGGACCAGCUUCAUAGGUUUGUUGGAUGUUUAUGGGUUUGAAGCCUUCCCUGAAAACAACUUGGAGCAGCUCUGCAUUAAUUAUGCCAAUGAGAAACUGCAGCAGCACUUUGUAGCUCACUACCUGAAGGCACAGCAGGAGGAAUAUGCAGCUGAGGGCCUGCAGUGGUCGUUCAUCAACUACCAGGAUAACCAGAACUGCCUUGACCUGAUAGAGGGAAAUCCUCUCAGCAUUUUUUCCUUGCUGAAUGAGUAUUUCAGGCCUUGCAUACUCAAAGCAGCUCUGAAGGAGUGUCGCCUGAACAGAGCCUCCAACACUGACCUGUUCCAGACCAGGAUUGAGAAAGCCUUGUCCAGUAAUCAGUGUUUAAGUCGAGAUAAAUUCAGUAAGAAGCCCAACUUUAUCAUUUCACAUUAUGCUGGCAAAGUCUGCUAUCAGCUGGCAGCAAUGGUGGAGAAAAAUAAGGAUGCUGUUCCUCCAGAGCUGAUCCACGUUUUGCAGACCUCAAAGGAUCCUUUGCUUCAAAAAUUAUUCCCUGUGACAGAAAACAACCAAAAUAACACCAAAACCCAGAACAGAGCAGCUGUUGUUACAGUGGUGUCCAAGUUCAAGAGCUCCCUGGAGCACCUGAUGGAGAUUCUGGGCAGAACCACUCCCCACUACAUCCGCUGCAUCAAGCCCAACGCUGACUGCAGGGCCAUGACCUUCAGGAGAGAAGAGGUUCUCAGCCAGCUCCAGGCCUGUGGCAUAGUGGAAGCCAUCACCAUCAGUGCAGCAGGUUUCCCAGUCAGGAUCCCUUUCCAAAGUUUCACUGAGCGCUACGAACUGCUGAGGAAAUCCUGGGGCUCCAGCAAAAAAAGAGUGUGGGAUAAAAGCAGCUCUCAUCCUGCUGAGAAAACAGGUGAGACUGCAGUGAUGGGGGAUGACAGAGCACCACGUGCUGCUGUGCUGGAGAUCCUCCAGGGUGCUCUCAGGGGACAAAGCCCUGCUCAGGCAGCAGGGGAUGGAGCAGGAAUCCCCUCAGUCUUCUGUGGCAAAACCAAAGUGUUCCUGGCCAAUUCCCUGCUGGAGCUCCUGGAAGCCAGGAGAGCAGAGGUGUUAAAUGAGAAGGCAUUUUGCAUCCAGUGCUGCUGGAGAAGAUUUAAGGAGAAGAAAACAGCAAAGGAGAAACGCUCUGCAACUCUCAUCCAAGCAGCUGUUCGCUCCUGGCUGGCCAAGAGUCGCUUCCAGAGGCUGCGCAGGGCUGCCCGCACCAUCCAGCGGGGCUGGAGGAGGUGCCAGGCAAAAGCGGCCGCGCUGGCAGCAGCAGAGCUGGACGAGGGGGAAGGAGAGGAGCUGGCAGCCCCUGGAGCUGCCUGUGCCCUGGGCACAGCGGCCCUGUCAGGUUCCACUGCAGGAGGUCCCCCCUGCACUUUGCCACCGUCAGCCCCCACACGGAGGCGUUUUCCAUCACGGGACUCAACCAGAUCCUGCUGGACAGACAGGAGCUCCUGCCCACAUAGCCCUGGCCUGGCCUGGCCUCCAGGGGGGUCCCUGCAAGCUGCUGCUUCCAAAUCACUCAGUGUCCCUUCUGCUGCUACCUCAGAGCUUCCCCAGCGCUGCCUUGUACCAGGGACACACCUCAUAAUGCACAUUAUAAUAACCUUAAAUAACAUUAAAUUGCAUUUGCUGUGGCUGGGGGCAGCUCCUGCUCCCCCCCCAUGUCACAGGAAAUAUCAACACUAUGGGAACAAAUCAAUGCCAACAGAUCAGGUGCUUGAAGCAAUGGAUACUUGAACUGAGCUGCCUGCAGCAGGCAGAGUGAGCAAACAAUAAUGCCAAUAAACAUUCCUGAUUCCUGCAGCCGUCCUGAGUGAGCAGCAGUGUCCCAGGGGGGUGAGGAGCAGCCAGCUGGGGCAGAUGUCUCAGGGAAAAGCAGGGCUGGGCUCUUGCUUUUAUCUACAGAACAAAAUCAGAGAGCUCUCACAGCUGCCAGGUGAGUGCAGAGCUCCCAGACAGCACCACCCUGCCCAGGAGUGCUCUGAACCCUCCUUUGUUGCUCGUGGAUCUUGAAAAUGUUCAGCUGCUCUGUGUAUGUCAUUUAAAAUAAACUGCUCAAUGCCUUCUCAAGGUGUCUGACCCUUCCCAACAACCUUUAGGUUGAACAAAAACAUUUCAGAGUAC
This is a messenger RNA of Zonotrichia albicollis (white-throated sparrow), 3462 nucleotides long. Lineage: Eukaryota; Metazoa; Chordata; Aves; Passeriformes; Passerellidae. The record is from RefSeq and is a predicted model, not a curated record.